GCGGAAAUACUGCCGCGAGCAGGUCUUUCGGAUCAGACCCGGGAGUUGUGAUGUUUUUCAACUCUAAUAGAGAGUGUAAUAUCAAAUAACCCAUCGUUAUCUAGUUAUACCACUCGUUGAGUUAGUGUUCUUGUCCUUAAACCGCAUCCGGUGCCGGUUCCGGCUGAUAAGCGCCACAGAAAAGGGGGGACAAAAUGUCCCUGUUUCAGUCUGCGCUCGAGUUCCUGGCCGGGCCCGGCGGAUCUGCUGGUGCUAGCCGCGAUCAGAACGACUUCGUCGGGCAGGUGGUUGAACUCGGGGAGCUGAAGCUCCGGAUCAAACGAGUCAUCGCGGAAGGUGGCUUUGCCUUUGUGUAUGAAGCCCAGGAUUUGGGCAGCAGUAAGGACUAUGCCCUCAAGAGGCUUCUCUCCAAUGAAGAGGAAAAGAACAAAGCCAUCAUUCAGGAAGUUUGCUUCAUGAAAAAGCUGUCUGGUCAUCCUAAUGUUGUGCAGUUCUGCUCUGCCGCGUCCAUCAGUAAAGAAGAUUCGGACACAGGCCAGGCCGAGUUCCUCAUUCUCACUGAACUCUGUAGAGGUCAGGUGGUUGACUUUGUGAACAAAGUGGAGCAGAAUGGGCCAAUGUCAUGUGACACGGUUCUGAAGAUUUUUUACCAGUCAUGUCGUGCCGUGCAGCACAUGCACAAACAGUCUCCACCAGUCAUACACCGGGACCUGAAGAUUGAGAAUUUGCUAAUCAGUCAUCAGGGCACCAUAAAGCUGUGCGACUUUGGCAGCGCCACAACCAUCGCACAUUAUCCAGACUAUAGCUGGUCCGCUCACAAGAGAUCGAUGGUAGAAGACGAGAUUACUAGAAACACGACUCCAGCAUACAGGACGCCAGAGAUGAUAGACCUGUAUUCCAACUACCCCAUAAAUGAAAAACAAGACUUAUGGGCUCUGGGCUGCAUUUUGUACCUGCUCUGUUUUAAGCAGCACCCUUUUGAAGAGGGGGCCAAACUCCAGAUAGUCAACGGCAAAUACAACAUUCCUCAAAAUGACACCCAGUACACAGUCUUUCACCAGCUCAUCCGGUCGAUGUUGAAAAUCAACCCAGAGGAGCGGCUGUCAAUUAACGAACUGAUUAACCAACUGCAGGAGGUCGCCACAGCCAGAAACGUCAACCCAAAAUCACCCAUUACUGAGCUGCUGGAGCAGAAUGGAGGGUUUGGAAACAACAGCGCGCAGCUACCCUCGCAGGUCAACAACAUGCACAAUGCUGGUGUGUAUGAUGCAGAUCAGGGCAUGGGUGGAGGUCUCCUGGACAUACUAAAAGGAGGAACCGAAAGAUUCCUCACCAACAUCAAAGACACAUCUUCCAAAGUCAUCCAGUCCGUGGCCAGUUAUGCUAAAGGAGACCUAGACCUGUCCUACAUCACCUCUAAAUUGGCAGUCAUGUCAUUCCCAGCUGAAGGUGUGGAAUCUGCCAUCAAGAAUAACAUCGAGGACGUGCGCUUGUUCUUGGACUCUCGUCAUGCGGGUCAUUAUGCCGUCUAUAACCUUUCCAAACGUUCCUACAGACCAGCCCGAUUUCACAACAGGGUAUCGGAGUGUGGUUGGCAGCCUAGACGAGCUCCCACUCUGAGGAACUUGUACAGUAUAUGUAAGAACAUGCACCAGUGGCUUAAACAGGACCAAAGGAACAUCUGCAUCGUGCAUUGCUUGGAUGGGCGGGCCGCAUCGGCUGUGAUGGUAUGUUCGUUCCUCUGUUUCUGUCGGCUGUUCUCCACGGCCGAGGCUGCAGUUUACAUUUUCAGUAUGAAACGAUGCCCUCCCGGUAUCUCACCAUCACACAAACGGUAUAUUGAAUAUAUGUGUGAUAUGAUGGCAGAAGAGCCCAUAAUCCCACACAGCAAGCCCAUAAUCAUCCAGUCCAUCGUCAUGACGCCCGUGCCACUCUUUAAUAAGCAGCGCAAUGGCUGCCGGCCAUUCUGUGAGGUUUAUGUUGGUGAUGAGCGCGUCACCACCACUUCGCAGGAGUACGACAGAAUGAAGGAUUUUAAGAUGGAGGAUGGGCGAGCAGAGAUUCCUCUGGAUAUCAGUGUACAGGGCGACGUUCUAAUAGUAAUUUAUCAUGCCCGUUCCACACUGGGUGGACGCCUCCAAGCCAAAAUGGCCUCCAUGAAGAUGUUUCAGAUUCAGUUCCAUACAGGGUUUGUUCCCAGAAAUGCCUCCACAGUAAAAUUUGCGAAGUAUGAUCUCGAUGCAUGUGACAUCCAGGAGAAGUACCCUGACCUCUUCCAGGUGCAUCUAAAUGUGGAGGUGGAGCCUCAGGAUCGCCCUAGCAACAAGACCUUGCCCUGGGAGAACUUUACCACUAAAGGACUCAAUCCUAAAAUCCUUUUCUCCAGCCGAGAUGAACAGCAGGAGAUCCUCACAAAGUUUGGUAAACCAGAGCUUCCACGGCAGCCUGGUUCUACAGCCUGCUACGCCUCUGAUGCACCCCAGCCAGAGCACUCUCCAGAGGGACCACAGAUAGAGCCAGAGUCCCCUUCCCCUCAAGGCACCGACACUAACGCCAACAACUUCUUUCACACCCUUGACUGGGAAGAUGGGAGAAGGCAGUACGAACACUCUGACGGCCAAUAUGAGGACCAGGAUGAUUUGAGUGACAGGUCGGAGGAGGAGUCAGUGUCUUAUUCUACUCCUGUUGACGGGACUUUAUCACGAGACACCAGUGAACCACUUUUCAAGGCGGACUUCACAACCACACCACCUGAACCCCAGCCCGACACUGAGGACCUGCUUGGCCUGAACUCUGACCCCAGUCCUCCAGCCGGGACCGCUCACACAGGUGUUUCCGCAGAGACGGGUUUGAAAAGUUCCGGUAGUAACAGCGAUUUACUGACUGACCUGUUCGCACCCCCGCCCAGCACUGCACCUUCAGCUAACACAGAAGACCUGUUUGGAGAAGAUACAGCAGAGGAUCUGUUCUUCACCAACACCAACACCACCAGUCAAUCAGCACCUGCACCGACAGCCAAUAAAGAUCUCUUUGACCCGUUUGGUGUGAGCUCGGUGUCUUCAGGGUCAGAUCUGUUUGGUGACCUGCUUGGCUCGGAUGGUGGCAGUAGUGGGUUCAAAGCUCCACCUCCUGCCUCUAACUCCAGUCUCUUCAACCUCAAUAAGUUAGCAGGUGAGGGCCCUAAAAUGACUUCAUCAUCAAGUCAGCCCGAUCUGUUAGGUGGGUGGGACAGCUGGACAACAGCAGGAAGCAGCACGACCACUAACAAGACCACUAUUGCCAGCAAACCUACGAUGAGUGCCUCAGGAGUGUCCUCUUUCUCCAAGGCCAAAUCGCAAAGUUUUGACCCAUUUGCAGACCUUGGCAACCUGGCCUCCACACUACCUGGUAGAGAGUGCUCGUCCAGUGCUGUUUUCUCUGGCUCUGGUUUUAAAACGGCACCCUCUGCAGGUGGCCCUAAGAGCUCCGGUCAACAGUGGCAGAAAAAUCCUCAGCCCUCCUCUGGCCCCAGCAAACCCUGGAUGCCUCCAAACUCUGCUUCCAAACCAAAAGCCCAGCCCUCGAAACCUGCCACCCAACCAGCCAAAGCAAACUACAAGCCUAGCUUCAGUGUGAUCGGUGGACGGGAAGAGAGAGGAAUCAGGGGGCCCAGCUUUGGUCCAAAGCCCAAAGUAAAGGUGGAUGACUUUGAGGAUCUUCUCUCCACACAAGGCUUUGGCUCCAAACUUGAUAAGAAGACGCCCAGAACCAUCGCUGAGAUGAGGAAGCUGGAGAUGUCAAGAGACAUGGACCCUCUCAAACUACAGAUCUUAGAUUGGAUUGAGGGUAAGGAGCGUAACAUCAGGGCAUUGCUCUCCACGCUACACACAGUCCUGUGGGAGGGGGAGACGCGAUGGAAAGCCGUCAAUAUGGCUGAUCUGGUCACACCUGAUCAGGUGAAGAGGGUCUACAGAAAAGCCGUGCUUGUUGUGCACCCGGACAAGGCUACAGGUCAGCCAUAUGAGCAGUACGCUAAAAUGAUCUUCAUGGAGCUGAGCGAUGCCUGGUCAGAGUUUGAGAACCAAGGAUCCAAAGCCCUUUUCUGAGCAUGCUCAGUGAGGGUCUGCCGGGUGCAAUGCACCCCCUAAACACAGGCUGAGGCCCGGUGCUCUCCCUCCACACACACUGCCACUGAGAGUAUACGGUGGAUUGGAGAGAGAGAGAAUCUAAAAGUGUGACAGAUGUUUCUGUCUGAAAACAAUCAAGGCAAGAUGACAGAAAGGAAACAAAACUCUUUCUGUUUGAGGAAUGGACAAAUAUCUUUUUGACAUUCUAUGUCACACUCUCCCAAGGAGUGAAACCUGUAGCACUGGAAUUCUCUGCCUUUAAAAGGAGACCAUGCUAUCAUCCUUUUGGCAUUUGCAGACGUAUGAAAACCCCACACACUUGAAACCGCAGUCUGCACUUCAAAUGAGCUUCAAACAGAUGAUUUCUGGAAAGAUAGGAACAUGAGAGAAAUUAUCAUUUCUGAUUUAUUUUAUUCCAUGCUAUGCAUCUAACGGUGUCAUUUAUUUGUUUUCUUUCUCUUGAGUCUUAUGUGAUUUGUCAAUUAUUGCUGAAAAUAUUUGUGUGUGUGUGUCUGUGUGUGUGUGUGUGUGUCUGUCUGAGGGUGGAUAUAGUGUUCAUCCGAAUCUAAACCAGAGGUAUUGACUUCUGCACUCGAGGUUAUGAAGUUUCUGUUGAAGUUUUUUUUCCUUUUUUUCUGUCUUAUCAUGUUUGACUGAUCACAAUUGUUUAUUCUCUCCUUGCACCUCACUGUAAGGUGAGUUUGUGUGUUUCAGGGUUCAUUAUUUGCAGUCCAAAGGUAUGACACCGAAAAACGUAUCACAUUUGUAAAAAAAAAAAAAAAACGACAUUUAAGUUAUGUUCUAUCUUUUAAGCGGUGGUAAAUGCCAAUUGAUUUGGAAAUUCAUAAUUCAUCUGUGAGCUUUCUGGCUUUUUAUCUAAAGAACUAAUCAGAAAUGUGUCUUAUUUAUUAUUUCAAAAGGUGUAUAAGUACAUGGUGAUUAUUUCUAAGGCGGAUUUAAAAAUAACUCCCAAUUAAAUGUAUAUGAUGGGAAAAACAAGCAAAGCAUUUAGCAAAACUAAAAUCAUUCCAAAGCAUCUACUAACAUGAAUGUGCUUUUUAAGAUUAUUGCUGGCAAUUUGGAAUGUAAAUGGGGGAUUUCUUUUCUUUCAAUAUUAUCCUAUUUUCAGUGCUUUCUAGGUUUCAUUUGAUGUUUCCAUGAUUCCUGAUUAUGACACUAGCAAGUUUGCACCAUUCCCUCAAGACAUUGGGCCAGCUGUGGAUUCAUGGGUGAAUUUCUACAUGUCUGAGUCGUAUGUCACUCCUUAAUUAAAAGGGAAAAAAAUAAAUACCUAUUUUGGGAUCACUUUUUCAUGUCAAUUAAGCAGAUUUUAACCAAAAUUAUCAUUACAGGCAUUAAAAAAAAGUUAAUUAUUUAUACAUCAUUAAUGCUGAGUGUUAAAGUAAUGAAAAUAACCGUUGAGAAUAAUGGGAAUUACACACACACACACACACACAAAUCUGGACAUAUGGGAUUGUCAUAAAAAAAAUCCUUAAAAUAUGCUUCAUUUCCUUAAGGCAAAAUAUUUAUCUUUUAAUUUGGGGGUAAAUGUGACCUGGACAUGUUUCCCUGAGAUUCACCAUUGUACACCAAAAUUUGAAGAGAACUGUAUUAAAAAAGGGGGUCUGGAGGAGAAACGAAUUAGUGUUGUUAUUUCAUACUUUUUUUUUCUUUUCUAUUAAACAAAUUGAGGACUGGAGAGAAAUGUUGAAUUGUAAAGACUUUUCAUUUUUGUAAUAGGCCUACUGUGGCAGUAACCUGCUGUAUUUCUGAGAAUAGUCAUGUGUUUUGUGCAGUAUCUGAGAUGCUUAGGAACUAUUUACUGGUUUCUGAGAGGUGAGCACAGAGUCCACAACAUUUGCAGAUACUGCAUCACAUAUCUGUAGAGUGAAUGAGGAGCUGGUUCAGAUUGCCAGAGGAAUGUUUUAGACUAAUUAUUCAGUUCACAAUUAUUCGAGUUAUUCACGUCCACAAAAAUGAGUCUCAAAUCAAGGUGCGUUAGAACUUGGCAAUUGUGCUAGUGUUUAAAAUCAUUGAUUUACUAAGGAUGUUAAGAUUACUAGGCUCUGAAUGAAGAAAAAAAAAAUUCAGUCUGAUUACAUUUCCUUAAUAUUAUAUGAAUACACUCAUCUUACCCAUAAAUGUACUGAAGAAAAACAAUGCUACCUAUUGUGGUGGAAAUGCAUCUCCCUCUUAUAAAACAACAACUGUAAAUGUCCUUCCUUUUUUUUGCCCAUUCAUCUUUUCUAUUGAUGUAAACUAGCAUCCAUACCAGCUGUGUACAGCAGUGGAGAACAAACACACAACACCAGGCUUACAAUUAUUUAAAUGUCACAUUUUUUUUUUUUCACACUUUGACAA
Messenger RNA from Xyrauchen texanus (razorback sucker), 6467 nucleotides. Its product is annotated as cyclin-G-associated kinase-like. Gene Ontology annotation, biological process: protein phosphorylation; positive regulation of Notch signaling pathway; regulation of clathrin-dependent endocytosis. The record is from RefSeq and is a predicted model, not a curated record. Gene Ontology annotation, cellular component: cytoplasm. Gene Ontology annotation, molecular function: AP-2 adaptor complex binding; ATP binding; protein serine/threonine kinase activity. Lineage: Eukaryota; Metazoa; Chordata; Actinopteri; Cypriniformes; Catostomidae. Bases 195 to 4085 code for a protein of 1296 amino acids. The transcript is spliced from 28 exons.